This is a messenger RNA of Phymastichus coffea, 402 nucleotides long. Its product is annotated as cell division cycle 5-related protein-like. The coding region runs from base 1 to 402 and encodes 133 amino acids. The transcript has 2 exons. Gene Ontology annotation, cellular component: spliceosomal complex; Prp19 complex. NCBI's taxonomy places the organism in Eukaryota, Metazoa, Arthropoda, Insecta, Hymenoptera, Eulophidae. Gene Ontology annotation, biological process: mRNA splicing, via spliceosome; regulation of transcription by RNA polymerase II. Gene Ontology annotation, molecular function: DNA-binding transcription factor activity, RNA polymerase II-specific; RNA polymerase II transcription regulatory region sequence-specific DNA binding. The record is from RefSeq and is a predicted model, not a curated record.
AUGUCACGUUUUCCAAUAAAAAGAGAUGGUUGGUGUAAUUUAGAGGAUGAAAUUUUGAAAGCAGCUGUUAUGAAAUAUGGCAGAAAUCAACUCAGUCGAGUAGAAUCUGUACAAUACAGAAAGUCUGCCAAGCAGUGCAAAGCUCGUUGGACUGAAUGGUUGAAUCCUAAUAUUAAAAAAACUAAGUGGAACAGUAAAGAAGAUGAGAAACUUUUGCAUUUAGCAAAGCUAAUGCCAUCUCAAUGGACUACUAUAGCAAAAAUAGUGGGUGAUCGUACACCAUCUCAGUGCAUAGAGAGAUUUAAAUUUUUAUUGAACCAAGGAAAAAUAAUAAAGGAAGAUAAUAAUUCUAAUAAUUUUGAGAGAUUGAAAUCGGAAUCCGAAUCUAGCACUACCUAUUGA